Molecule: messenger RNA, 2624 nt
Organism: Durio zibethinus
Lineage: Eukaryota; Viridiplantae; Streptophyta; Magnoliopsida; Malvales; Malvaceae
Biological process (GO): regulation of DNA-templated transcription
Cellular component (GO): nucleus
Molecular function (GO): sequence-specific DNA binding; DNA-binding transcription factor activity
Source: RefSeq, a predicted model, not a curated record
AAUAAUAAAAAAAAGACAAAAGAAAAAGAGAAAAUCCUUAACGUCAAUCACCUGGUCCUCCGAUUUCCACGUAAUCUCUCAAACAACUUGAGAACACGUCGACUACCUGUUGAACUAAAAAGAGAGAGAAAUGACAAAAUCCCACGUGCUGUUUUGUCACCCUAUCCAUGUGUCAGAUGCCAAUCUCUGCUUCAUGCUGCGCUUCCCUCCCACGUGCAAUACCCCACACACGAGUCACAGAUUGUCUAGGUGGCAAAAUAGUUAUACGUGGCACUCUGAGAUACAUCCUCAAGGCGCCGCUGAGACUUGAAAGGAAACUUUUUUUCUUUCCUUUCAAAGAAGUUAACGGUGUUCUGCUUCCCCUCUUUCGAUUUUUUUUUCCUUUUGUACUUUGAAAAUUUCUGUUUUUAUUUUAUUUUUUUCUUCCGGAUGGAUUUGGAGAGGGGUUUUGUUUCGAGUUCGUUGGCUUCGACGCCGGGAGAUGCGGCGGAGGAUGCGGAGGCAGUGACGACGGAUCCGAUGGAGAUGGAGGCGGCGGAGACAUUGGCCGCGUUGGCACAUUCGAAGAAGCAGGAUGCGGUUGGUGUCGCCACGGAAUUUGCAGCCAAAUGGGGAUGCAAGGGGAAGCGAGUGAGUAAACGAGUCAGUAGUAGUGAGUCACCACCUUCUGACAUCGGUUUGAACCCGGUUCACUCGCUUCAAUCGGGUUCGGAUCUCGCCGAGCAGGGUCGAGCUACAGUAGGCCAGCAGCAAAUUCAAGUGACAAGCACAACUGUAGUUGUUGAAUCAGUAGAAGAUGAGCAGAAUGCUGAGUCGCUUAACAAGAGUCAUCCUUGUGCUGCAAGAUACACUUCCAAUGGGGUGGUGAGGUCUAGACAGAAUGUAACUGAGAUAUUAUUCAGCAUAGUGGAAAUGCCUGAGAAAGAUAUUUGGGAGGAUAGGCAGCAGGAUCAAAUGACAGACAACAAUACACUUAUGAAAUCAGUAAAGGUUGAGGAGAAUGCUGAAUCAGUCAAAUCAAGUUCUACAUGUGGCAAAAAAUUCAUUUCAGGUUGUGGGGGGAGGUCAAGACAGAAUUUAACUGAGACUGAAAAGGAAGCACGAAGAUUACGUAGAAUAUUAGCAAACAGGGAGUCAGCUAGGCAGACGAUUCGCCGAAGGCAGGCUCUUUGUGAAAAAUUGACCCUAAAAGUUGCUGAUUUAACUCAAGAGAAUGAAAAUUUGAGGAGGGCAAAGGAGUUGGCCCUUAAAGAGUACCAGUCUCAAGAGAGCACCAAUAAGAACCUGAAGGCAGAGAUGGCUAGAGCAGUUAAAGCAGAGGAAGCGAAAGCUCCUGGAGAAGUUAAGUUAGCCCAUCAGAUUUCUGGUCCAUCUAGAAACUAUCCAUUUUUCUUUUAUAACCAACACCCUUUCCCCCCGUUUUGUUGGCCUCCCAUUGUUCAGUCUUCACAUUUGGUACAAUCACAAUGUGGACACCAAAAUGCCAUUUUUGUUCCAUCAAGCAUUUCUACACCAACUAAUGGUAGGCUUGAUUCAUCUCAUGAUCAAGAAAAUCCCAUAAAUGUCAAUGGCCCCAAGACUCCCAUAUAUGUAAUGCCUUACCCUUGGUUCUUUUCCCUUCCUGAUCAUGGGAAUGGUCUGCAUCCCCAACCUUCUUGUGGCCCAAAGAAUAUCAAAGAUGCAACUUCUGUGAAUAAUGGAUUUUGUGCUGGGUGUUCUUUGAAAUCUGUUGUACACGAGGACGAAUAUAGUUCCUCUUUACAGAUGGAAGUUGAAAAAGAGGCUUAUGGCUCAAUUGAAGUCAGCCCUAAUAACCUGAAUUGUACUCCAGUUAGGCUUCCUCCAGAUGGAGGUGUUCAGUGUAAAAGAUUCCACAUUAAAGAGGAGGUCCUUGUGCCUACACCUCUUUGUUCUGCAGGGACUACAUUUGGUGUUGAGCAGGGGAAUGCACUAGAUCAUGUUGCCAAUACUGAAGUGGCUCAGAAUCAAGAGUCAACAAAUUAUAAGAGUAAGAAAGUACUGGGUGCAAUGGUUGCUGCUGAGGCAAGAAAGAGAAGGAAAGAACUUACAAAGCUAAAGAACCUCUAUGGCCGACAAUCCUGGGUACACCGUUGAUCUUAUUAGCAAAAAUUUGGAUGGUCAUUGUAACUAGAGGGAGUCCUAGAAGCUUGUACCCCUGCAGAAAUACAAAUACGGAAGCAGAGAAGGCCUUCAAUGGGAGAAAGCCUAAAUUAUGGUUGCAUGCACAUCUGUCAAGUCAAUUUUCAAGGCUACAGGCAUUUUCUCCAGGCUUUUUGUUUUCCUUUUUGGGGGUAGGAUACAAAGACACAGAUUCAUUGUCCUGUUUGUUGUUUUCAUUUAGCUUAACAGACUAAUAAUCUCCCAAGAUUUUUUUUCUUUUAAUUUUUUGGGUUAAGCUGCUGGUUUAGAUUGGAGAUGGAUACCUUUUCUCCCCCUAUUUUAUAGGCUUUAACUUGGAACAGGGCUGCGAAUUAGUUUGCAUAUUAGUUACCAAUGUAACUGAUGUUUUUGUAACAUAUAUGCUGCAAGUUUUUCACCCUCUUGCAGGAAAAGACGUGUACGAAUCUGUGAUUGAGAUGUUGAAAAUUUCUGGUUGAUUUUCU